Molecule: messenger RNA, 1404 nt
Organism: Lycium ferocissimum
Lineage: Eukaryota; Viridiplantae; Streptophyta; Magnoliopsida; Solanales; Solanaceae
Product: protein POLYCHOME-like
Exons: 3
Coding region: 147-896 (249 amino acids)
Biological process (GO): regulation of nuclear division; negative regulation of ubiquitin protein ligase activity
Cellular component (GO): nucleus
Source: RefSeq, a predicted model, not a curated record
AAAUUGCCAAUGUGCCUAUCUCUCUCUCUCUCUAAGCUUCUCUAUCUUUUCAAUUCAUUUUUCCACUUUACACCAAAAAUAAAGCCUCAACAACAACCCUAAAUACAAACCCACAACAUUUUCAAGUUGAAUAUAUUGUAAAAGAAAUGGCUGAAGGAAGGGACAGAUUAUCCAGGCAAGAAGAUCCAAUAGAAGUUUACACUCGUAGACGAACAAGGUCAUCAAUUGGCAGAGGUAGCAUUGAGAUUUUAGAGGAUGAAUCACCUUCCACAGGGACUCCGGCGACAGCAACUCGUGGUGGUGGUGGUGGUACUGGAAGAAUUGGUGGUUUUGGGUCGCCAAGAAAUAGGCGUGGACGAACUCCAGCUAGGGUGAUUGGUCGUCAGAACAUUUCGCCAACAGGUCAUCAGGGCAGAAAUCGAGGGCGUCAUAGUGUCCUUCCUUCUUGGUAUCCAAGAACUCCUCUCCGUGACAUCACUUCCAUUGUCAGGGCCAUUGAAAGAACAAGAGCUCGCUUGAGAGAAAGUGAAGGCGGGGAACAACUUGAGAGUGUUGUACCUCAGGACCACACUGUUCCUGAUCCUUCUGAAUCUACAUCUGGUGCUCAACUUGAUCCCAAUGAUCCUAUGCUUACUCCAGGUCUAAAAACCAGAAACAGGUAUUAUCCCAAAUCUGUUGGUAAAGUGCCAAAGAUAUUGCUUGAUAUCACCAAUCAAAAACCAGAAGCAGGUAGUUCUGGAGCCUCUGAUUGCGUCACACCAGGAAGAAAGCUGCUGGACUCAAUCGAAACUGUUGAGAAAGAUGUGAAGGAAGAACUGCAUAAAUUGAAGAGGACCCCAAGUGCUAGGAAACAAGAGAGGGAGAAAAGAGUUAAAACUUUAAUGUCCAUGCGAUGAUUUUCCAUUUGAUGUCCAACUCAAUCAAGGUUGAGGCACACAGGCUUGGAAAUUUGGAGAAAGGAGAUAGUACGGCUGACGGGGGAGAGGUAAUAUGUGGAUCAUCUUCUGAUGAUCAGACACUUAGUUGAAAUUAGGAUAUCUUUCGAUAUCUUUCUGUUCCUUGUCAGUAAUUGGAAUUAGAAUGUACCUUAUAGAGUUGACUUUUACAUCCUGCUGAAGUUUUCUUUUGCUGUCUUCCUGGUUCUAUUGAUUAUAUGCUGGAGAUAUGCAUUUGAAUAUGUAAAUAGUGUCUGAUUUUGGUUUCAUACUUGAGUUUUGUUUAGUAUUUGAUAAAAGGAGAUGCAGUUCUAUGGUUGUUUGUUAUUUUGGAACUAUACCCUAUUUAGAGGGAACCUGGUGUACUAUUCUCCAGCUAUGCACUGGAUUCAGAGAAGAAAAGAACCAAAUAUAUUGAAGUUCAUUGUAUGAGCCUCAUCUUGCUUUGUUAUGAGAUAUUGUUUUCACA